AUGGAUAAACAAAUCUCUGAAAUAACAAGCAAAGUUCAAUAGAUUAACAUCAAAGAAACUUUGGAUAAGAAGUUUUGUGAUCUAGUUUUCUCAUUACUUGGCAAAUAAGUUAAAGUUAAACUUCCUGAUAAUUAAGAAGGGGAAGGAAUAUUUUAUACAAUUAACCCUAAAAAUGGUGGAGUUAUGAUAAAAAACUUUAAAGAACAAACUAAUUCCUACCCUGGUGAAGAAAAUUAAAGCAAAAAGUAAAACCAAAAUGACUCUAAUAACACCAAAUGCUUACUCAAAUAGGAUUUCGUCUAUUUGUUCGCUGAAGAUGUAGAGGAUCCACCAUACAUUCAAGAUUUUAAAAACCUCUAAAAAGAUACAAAAAAUAUCAAAACCGAUGGAGAAUUGACCAAGUUAGACAAAAACAGAGAAAGGGAGUUUUAAGCUGUCAAUUUCAUUUUUGAUAAUUGUGAAUCUAUUGAGGAUGGAGAAGAACUUAACCAAAAGGCUAAGCCUUCUAGUUUUAAAAACUUAGAUUAGUUCUAAAUCAAUUAGCAAAAGUUUGGAGUCGGAACAGAAUUCAAAGAUGAGUUUUAUACUACCAAGUUAGAUAUGUCCAAGUUUGAUAAAAAACAAAUUGAAUAAGCCGAAAAGUUAGAACAAGAAGUCAAUAAAGAAGGUUCUAAGUAUAAACAUGUUUUAAUUGAUAGAGGUAGAGAUGAUCUUUUAGCAGAUUCUGAUGAAGAAAAAAACUUCUCUGCAGUACAUGGAUCAGGUAGAUUUAGCUCUGAUUAAAAUAAUUAAAAAGGUAGCAAAAAAGAUAUUUCAUCAUAGAAUAAAUUAGAAAGCAAAGAAAAUUAAGGCAAUUCAGAAGAAAUUAGUUUUGGAAAGGGUAGACCUACAUUCAGUAAAAAAAAUACAAAAUAAGAUUAACAAGCAACACCUAAGGAAUCUGGUUCAGAAUAGACGACCAAAAAAGAAGAUAAUUAAGCAAAAGAGGAAGGUAGAAAUUCCAAAAAGGAAGAAGCACUCCCUGUGAUUUAAACAAAGACUUCUUAAGAAAGCAAUCAUGAAUAAAAAAAAUAAACUACAAAUACUAAAUAAAAUGAUACAAAUAAGUAAAGUAGUUAAGCUAUUGUUUUUGUUGAAAAGGUUGAACCACCUAUUUAAGAAUAAUCUAAACCUGAUUUAAAAAGUACCAAUACUGUACCUUCAUAAAUUUAACCUGAACCUACUUAACCUAUUAUUACAAAUAACAAUUAAAAAAAUGGUAAUUAAAAUGAUGAAAAUAAUAAAGCAAAAACAGAUAAUCAAAUAACUCAAAAGGAUUAAGAGUCGUCAGAUAAAGAAAAGCAAGUACAACAACCUCAAAUAGUAAAUGAUUAAAACUCAUAGACUCAAUAACAGUAAUAGUAACAGUAAGCAACAACAACAGCAGCAACAACUAAUGCUCCUUAAAGCUAAGAAGAAAAGCCAAAAGAAAGAAAAAAAUUAUAAAUAAAAAAAGUGACAGAAUUUAAAGUUGAUACACAAUAAUAAUAAUAAUAAUAAGAAACUUAACCUCCAAGCUAAAACUAAAAUUAUUAAGAUCAAUAAUAUUAAAAUUAAUAUAACGAGUAAAGUAAUUAUGUGUAUGCCUAGCCUAUAAUUCAAUAUCCUUAAUAAGCACCAAUGGGAUUCUACCCACCACCACCAUAUGGAAUCCAAAAUUAAUAUUACACUUAAUAAAUGUUUGUUCCUACAUAAGGCAUGAUGUUUUAACAAUAUCCAUAAUAGUAGCAAGGGUAUCAAUAACCUUACAAUAACAAGCAACCAUAUAGAAAACAGUAAGGUUAGUAGUGA
Tetrahymena thermophila SB210 is the source of this 1830-nucleotide messenger RNA. RefSeq names its product ataxin-2 amine-terminal region family protein. NCBI's taxonomy places the organism in Eukaryota, Ciliophora, Oligohymenophorea, Hymenostomatida, Tetrahymenidae. Gene Ontology annotation, cellular component: cytoplasmic stress granule. Gene Ontology annotation, biological process: cytoplasmic stress granule assembly. The record is from RefSeq and is a predicted model, not a curated record. Gene Ontology annotation, molecular function: RNA binding. The transcript is spliced from 5 exons.